AAGAAAAGUAGAAAUCACUCCUGACUAUAUUGAAUAGCAAAAACUAAGUGACUUUUCCUAUACUGCAAAUCAUGGCACUACCAUUCCGGAAGGACUUAGAGAAGUACAAGGACCUGGAUGAAGAUGAGCUCCUUGGAAAUCUAUCAGAAGUAGAACUGAAACAACUGGAAACUGUUCUUGAUGAUCUUGACCCUGAGAAUGCCCUUCUGCCUGCAGGGUUCCGGCAGAAGAAUCAGACGUCAAAGUCCGCCACAGGGCCAUUUGAUAGAGAACACCUCCUUUCAUACCUGGAGAAGGAGGCAUUGGAGCAUAAGGACAGGGAAGACUAUGUGCCUUACACUGGAGAAAAAAAAGGGAAAAUAUUUAUCCCUAAACAGAAGCCUGUACAGACUUUCACAGAAGAAAAAGUAUCUCUUGACCCAGAAUUAGAAGAAGCUUUGACAAGUGCUUCUGAUACAGAAUUGUGUGACCUUGCAGCUAUCCUUGGGAUGCACAAUUUGAUAACGAAUGCACAAUUUUGUAAUAUAGUGGGAAGUAGUAAUGGUGUUGACCAAGAACACUUUUCAAAUGUGGUAAAAGGUGAAAAGAUUCUUCCAGUAUUUGAUGAGCCACCAAAUCCAACCAAUGUUGAAGAGAGUUUAAACAGAAUUAAAGAAAAUGAUGUUCGUCUUGUUGAAGUCAAUUUGAAUAAUAUUAAGAAUAUUCCAAUUCCAACUCUAAAAGAUUUUGCAAAAGCUUUGGAAGCCAACACACAUGUGAAAUACUUCAGUCUUGCAGCUACCCGGAGCAAUGACCCUGUUGCUGUUGCAUUUGCAGAUAUGCUGAGAGUGAACAAAAAUUUGAAGAGCUUGAAUAUGGAGUCCAACUUUAUUACAGGAGCUGGGAUUCUAGCACUGAUUGAUGCUUUAAGAGAUAAUGAAACCCUGGCAGAGCUCAAGAUUGACAAUCAGAGGCAGCAGCUGGGGACAGCUGUGGAAUUGGAAAUUGCCAACAUGCUUGAGGAAAAUACAAAUAUCCUUAAAUUUGGAUAUCAGUUUACACAGCAGGGACCCCGAACCAGAGCAGCUAAUGCUAUAACAAAAAACAAUGACUUAGUUCGCAAAAGACGAGUUGAAGGAGACCAACAGUAAACCCACCAAGAUACAAUCUUUGGGAAACUUUAAAAGGCCUCCAAGGGCUCGUGUUGGUGAUGUCAGAUGUAAAAUUUUCCUGGGUAGAAGGGAAAAGACUGGAAUUUUUUAUUUAGCUGCAUGUAUCUUUUUUCUAGUUUACAUUGUUAUCAGUUUCAAAUUGCAAAAUCAAUAGUAGGUGAUAUUUUGUAUUUUACAACAUUAUUUCUUUCUGCUAAAAUCAGUUUUAAUUUAGCUUAAAUGGUUUGUGAUAAGUCAUGAGUUAAAAAAUGCAAUUGUAAAAAAAAGUUUAGGAAAUCAUUUACGUAGAAUAGUAUGAACAUUUUAAGGACCGAUCUUUUUUUAAAUCAUAAAGGGACAUUACUGCCAUCAGAAUUGCUGUUGUACCUGUUAGGUACCAGACAUUCACAGCCUUCCUUAGUACAUCACAUGGAGCCCUUUCUUGUUUUAGAAUACAUGAAGUUGGCAAGAGUGUGCUUUUGGCUUCUAUCAAGAAAGCAAAAUGCCAGAAUUUUAAAACGACUCCAGAUCUGGUCAUCAGCUGAGAAAUAAGAGCCAAUCUGGGCGGGGAGGUGGGGGAGAGAAAGGGGCCUUUUGCACAUUCAUGGUCACCGUGCUUGUCCACUGUGUGUCACCAACCCCUGGACUUCUUUCAGCAAAGUCAUCAGCUUGGCCAGGUAAACAGUUAUGGCUGAAAUCACUAGAAUUGGUUAUUUUAAUAAUGUGGGCAUUACUAAGUUUUUGUGAAAGCUCAUAGUAAAAAGCAUCUAAGUAGACAAGCUGUUUUCUUCCCUGUAAAAGGCAUAGUAUAGUCAACUCCUGAUUAUUUAGGAUAGUAAGAAAAAAGGCAGUUGUUAGACACAUGAAAUCGAAGAUAACAAACAUGAUGGAAUUAAGUCUGAGGCACAUGCCAAAUAGUCAUUUAAACUGAUGAUUACUGUAAAUUAGAAACCAGCAUGUGUAUAAAUUAACUGUGGCAAAGGAUUGGGAGAGUGUGUGUGUGAACUACAGAAUUACAUCAGCAGUAUUGAAUCGGCACUCAGGAAUUUUCCAACCGGUAAGGAAAACUGUUCUUCAUAAAUCUAGUUUUUAUCGUGUUUCCUUUCAUCUUCUACUUUCUUGUCCAUACUGUGUAAAAGGGGUCUCUCACAGGAGAAGUUUCUCCCUACCACUCCUGGUAUUCAGACAAGCACACGUGCAGUGCACUGGGGUGGCCUGUGGACCCAUGUCAGGGUGGCGCGUGGCGCAGAAGGUGGCAGAGCUGGCACAGAGGGUGGGCAGGAGGACAUCUGAGCAAUCCCGACCUCCGAGAUUCAGGCCUGGCUGUGCUCGGUCACUUACAUGGAGUAAAGGGAAGAAUCCCAGUGAAGAGUAGGGAUAGGUCUGUUGAUUUUUUUAAGAAGAAUUUUUGAAAUUGAAUGACAAAACGCCACUCCUUUGGCUUGGCCUGGACGCUUUACUUAUUGAGCUAGGCAGCUUCUUGUGUGUGCUCUGGUAUUAACUCUUCUCAACAGGCAAAAGCUUCCCUCAGAAGAACUGGGUGUCUUUGUUUUUCUGAAGGAGUACCCAGUGUUUUAAAGGGGCCAAAGAAUGACUUUUCCCUUUCAGUUAGAGACCACUGAUUUUUUUUUUCUCCAAGUUAGCAAGUGUGUGUGUGUGUGUGUGUGUGUGUCUCUCUCUCUCUCUCUCUCCCUCUCUCUCUCCUUCUCAUAUGCAACUUUGGAAAUGUACCUGACUUUAGAGACUGCACCCUUCCAGUGGGGUAGGGAGUCAGCACAGAGCAGCCACCCAGGGCUUCCUUGCUUGUUCUGUCCUGUAAGUCAGUGAAUUGAUAAGUAUGUUACCCUUUCUCUCAUAAGGCUUUUUUUUAAUAGAGGUAAGUGGGACCCUACAUAGUGUGUGUAUCGUACUUACGGGUAAUCUCUUUUUUACUUAUUAUCUACCCAAGUAUGAAGAAGUUAAGUGUUUUGCUUGUACCAUUCCAGUUCUCUGCUCUGACAGUGCAUUAUAUAAUUGAAGAAAAGGUUUCUUCAUAACUAUCUUUAAAGCUGAACAUUCACCCAACUGAAUACAGAAAAUCUUUCAAGAAUUGCGAUUACAAGGGAGAAAACUGAUGUUUACUUUGAUCUUUAAAAUUCUGGCACCUCUUAACCAUUUAGUAACAUCCAGUAUUUCUAUAUAGGUCUAAAGUGUGGUAAUAGAUUAGGGUUCUCAAAUAGUCUUGAUUUUUAAACCAAAGAUUUUUCUAAGACCGUACGUUCUGUAGGGUAAGCAAUUUAAACUUGUUAUCUAAUCAAAAAAUAUUCUUUGCAUUUUUAAAUUGCUGUUUUUUAAAAACUUUUAAUUGCCCAUUUUGAAAAAUUUUAUACUCUUGUUUGAAGAUCUAAUUUUUCAAGUAUGUCUACAUGAAAUUGUAUUGGAAAACAUCAAUAUUAAUAACUAAUGCUGAUAUUAUUAAAAUGGAUUUUGGUGCUAUAAACUUGUACCUAAAAUCUGGUAGAAGUCUUAAGUAUAGGUGAAAUACAUUCCUAAGGGUGCCUGUCAUUUAAAAGACCAAAUAAACAUUUUGUGUUUUAAAAAACUUGCAGAUUGUUAGGGAUUUCAAGGAGAAUUAUCUUGGUCAUUAAACUGCAGAUUCUUAUUAUUUGGAUGAAGUAACCCACAUACUUGCUUUGUGCAGUAGGGGCACUCUGGAAAAGUUAUAUGUAAAUAGAACUUUGUAAAUGGUUUUUCCAGUGACAAUAUCUGAUGUAUUUUCAUUUAAAAAGUGGAUUCCGUGGUAUAAUAAAAAUUGGAAAAUAUGUUUUGAUAAAAUGUUAGUUCUACUGUACAUUAUAUUUAAUCCUUGCUGCCAUUAAAAUCAUAUGAAAAGAUU
This is a messenger RNA of Hyaena hyaena (striped hyena), 4005 nucleotides long. RefSeq names its product tropomodulin 3 (gene TMOD3). Bases 72 to 1130 code for a protein of 352 amino acids. Gene Ontology annotation, cellular component: myofibril; striated muscle thin filament. NCBI's taxonomy places the organism in Eukaryota, Metazoa, Chordata, Mammalia, Carnivora, Hyaenidae. The record is from RefSeq and is a predicted model, not a curated record. Gene Ontology annotation, molecular function: tropomyosin binding. Gene Ontology annotation, biological process: myofibril assembly; pointed-end actin filament capping; muscle contraction. The transcript is spliced from 9 exons.